Hyaloscypha bicolor E is the source of this 1660-nucleotide messenger RNA. Its product is annotated as betaine aldehyde dehydrogenase 1. Gene Ontology annotation, molecular function: aldehyde dehydrogenase (NAD+) activity. The record is from RefSeq and is a predicted model, not a curated record. Lineage: Eukaryota; Fungi; Ascomycota; Leotiomycetes; Helotiales; Hyaloscyphaceae. The coding region runs from base 142 to 1605 and encodes 487 amino acids. The transcript has 4 exons.
CGCACUUCUACAAACUUAGCCCCUCUGCCGUCAUUGCUCUGACCUCCAAAACAUACCAAGCAAAGUACAAAAUAUCUUACCCUCUCCACUUCCACGAGUUCAAACAUUUCACAGUCGAAGCUUGAAGGCAGCAAGGACAAGAUGAGUGACAAGGCGGCCACACUGGACUUUGAGAAGUUCCACAACACCAUUGCGGGGAAGCCCCGCGACAGCCCCAAGGUCCACAACGGCGUGAACCCUUCCGAUAAAACCAAGCUCUGGGACGUGCCCAUUGCAACCGAGCACGACCUCGAUGAUGCCGUCAAGUCAGCUCAAGAGGCGUUCAAGAGAUGGUCAAAAACAGCAUGGAAAGAGCGACAGAGCCUCUUGCUCCAGCUUCGCGAGGAACUCCUGAGCCACCGUGUUGAGAUGACGCAGAUGAUCCUGAAAGAAUGUGGGAAACCCAUCCAAUUCGCACAAGGCGAGAUCGACGCCGCUGCAGGAAUCCUGCAAUAUCAUGCAACGGCUCCUCCCCCAGGCGAGCAGACAAUCCAAGACGACGCCGACCUCAAACUCUCUCUCCGCUAUGUCCCCCUCGGUGUCGUGGGUGCCAUCUGUCCCUGGAACUUCCCCCUCAUCCUGUCGAUGCAGAAGAUCGUUCCUGGACUCCUGACCGGCAACACCGUGAUCGUAAAGCCCUCGCCCUUCACACCCUACUCCGCUCUCAAGUUCGUCGAAAUGGCCCAGAAGUACCUUCCUCCCGGCGUCCUCCAGGCUCUUAACGGAGAUGAUCGUCUAGGCCCGAUGAUGACCGAGCACCCCGGCAUCGAGAAGAUCAGCUUCACCGGCUCCAUCUCCACAGGAAAGCGCGUCAUGAUGUCCGCUGCCAAAACACUGAAGCGCGUGACUCUCGAGCUCGGCGGCAACAGUGCAUGCAUCGUCUGUCCGGACGUCGACGUCAACAAGGUUGCUCCCCUCGUCGCCCUCGGCGCAUUCUUCAACUCCGGACAACUGUGUGUAGCCUCCAAACGUCUCUACGUGCACACAGACAUCUAUAAGGAGUUCCAAGAAGCCAUUUUGAACGUCGUGAAGAGCUGGAAGGUUGGUCCCGCUGGUGAGCCGGGCAUGAUGCUGGGCCCUGUGCAGAACGAGAUGCAGUACAACAUAGUCAAGGGCUUCUUUGAGGAUUGUGCUGUUAAUGGAUAUCAGUUUCUGCUUGGUGGGGAGGUUGGAGAUGCGGGUGGGUUUUCGGUGCAGCCGGCGAUUAUUGAUAAUCCGCCGCACUCUUCGAGGAUUGUUGCCGAGGAGCCUUUCGGACCUAUUGUCCCCAUGAUGCCAUGGACCACGGAAGAGGAACUGCUUACUAGAGUCAAUGAUACUCGGACUGGUCUUGGUGGCGCCGUCUACUGCGCUGAUCACGAGAGGGCUGUCAAUAUUGCUAAGCAGAUUGAGGCUGGCACUAUCUGGAUCAACAGCUUUGAGAGGCCGCUCCCGAAUACUUUCUUUAGUGGCCACAAGGAGAGUGGCAUUGGUGGGGAAUCCGGCGAGCAGGGAUUGCUAGCCUACAUGAAUGCUCAGGCUAUCCAUUUGUAUAAAAGCGAUGUUGGGAAGGCCCCGAAAUUGUAGAUGAAUUCUGCUCUUUGUUCCAUACCCGAAUAUAGGUCUUGCUACUUGUUUCCGU